AUGUCAGUCUCAUCAAGCACACCCAAAGAAGAUUCUCACGACUUGCGUGAAGAACCUUGCGAUGGUGAAAUCGACGACAACGACAAAGAGUUUCCGACGACGAGUAUUAGGGUUGUUUUGGUCGACUCAGAUUCCGAAUCUUCAAGUCUCAUGAAGAAUCUCAUGACACAAUUCUCCUACCAAGUGACGAAUUUUACAAACGGAGAUGAUGCUAUCGCUUUCUUGAUGAAGAGUAAGGAUGAGAUUGAUCUCGUGAUUUGGGAUUUUCAUGUGACCGAGAUUAAUGGGCUCGAAGCUCUCAAUACCAUUGGUAAAGAGAUGGAUUUACCCGUAGUAAUCACGUCUCAUGACCACGAGAAGGAAACGGUGAUGACAUCGACGAAGAACGGCGCGUGUGACUUUCUCGUGAAGCCCGUGAGCAAAGAGGUCGUUGAAGUUCUAUGGCAACAUGUUUACCGCAAGAGAAUGUCAAAAUCCGGUUUAGAUUCGGUUGAAAAAGAUUCGGAAAAGGACGGCGGUUUAGGGCAACACAGUAAUAAUCUCGAUCAUAGCAACGAAGUAUGCUCCAAGAACGUCCAAGAUAGCGAAGAACAAAACACUGGCGAUAAAAAAGGAGGCAGGCCUUUGUCCAAGAAACCGCGGAUGACGUGGACUCCUGAACUUCACGACAAGUUUCAAAAAGCCGUCGAAAAAAUCGGCAACGGUGAGAAGGCUGUUCCGAAGCAGAUUCUAAAAUGUAUGCUAGAAGAAAUGAAUGUGGAAGGACUCACUAGAAACAAUGUAGCCAGUCAUCUUCAGAAGUACCGUCUAGCGGAGAAAAAGCCAUGCGUUCCCCAGGAGAGUACUCGAGUAGAUUCAGGGUGGCACUAUAACGCUGGACCAAACCCAACCAGUCUCAUCACGGCUUCGCAACCGCUGCUAAACUCAAGCAUCAAUCUCCAUACUAGAGUGCCGUCGUCGUUUUUGACCAACGAUCAAGCCGCAGAGAAUGCUCCAAUUCAGUAUCCAUCGAUCAAUUACCUCACAAUGAACAACAGCCUUUUGAUGACCAACCCUUGCAUUGACUCGUUUUACCACCCACAACAUCAACAACAACAGCAACAACAGCAGCAACAGCAGCAACAGCAGCACUACCAUUCUUCUCUUCAGUUACCUUCCGUGAUACCCAAGCAAGAUCCUGCACAGGUGUUAUCAACCAUGGAAAAUUCCGGUCUCCUCUAUCCUCCAAACUUACCCUACGACUUCAACGAGUAUUUCCCACCAGGACACAACAAUUUUGAUCCCGUUAAUCGAUAUUGA
This is a messenger RNA of Eutrema salsugineum, 1299 nucleotides long. Its product is annotated as putative two-component response regulator ARR20. Gene Ontology annotation, molecular function: DNA binding. The coding region runs from base 1 to 1299 and encodes 432 amino acids. Gene Ontology annotation, biological process: phosphorelay signal transduction system; cytokinin-activated signaling pathway. The record is from RefSeq and is a predicted model, not a curated record. The transcript has 5 exons. NCBI's taxonomy places the organism in Eukaryota, Viridiplantae, Streptophyta, Magnoliopsida, Brassicales, Brassicaceae.